AUGAUGGACAUGUGUACGCUGCUUGAUAUGCUGAAUAGCAAGUUUGCCUCCACGAUAGCAGACGAGCGGUUUGCGAUCGAUGGGAAGGUCACCGGCGAUAAAGCUGGUGAAAAAUGGCGCAUCGCCUCGAAGCUGCAAGACGUUGACGGAAGCUUCAACCGUGGUAUUUACUUAGUCCACAACGAGAACAACCCUGAUAAUUCCGCACAGAUCAUGAAGACUCUUCCCCUACCCAGAGAUUAUCUCGGCUUCGCUGAGCGAGAGCUCGAUAUUCUCGGGACUUUGCAGCACGACAAAGUCAUCAAGUUCUUCGACGGUACCGCACCAAAGAGCAUACACGAUACGGCAUGGAUGAUCACGGAGUACUGCAACAAAGGUACGUUGUUUGACUUCCUCGCAAAAUAUGCCUAUGAGGCGAAACUUCCAGUACCUGAGCUCUUCGUUUGGAACAUCUUGGAGAGCCUGGUACACGCGGCUGUUUAUCUGCACUAUGGUCCGAAUGUACUCGAAAAGUUUGAGCAACAGGAGCCUGAAGAUGGAUGCCUGGAGGUUAAAGAAGACGCCUCUUGGGAUGUCGUAUAUCAUCGCGACAUCAUUCUGUCGAACGUCUUCAUCACUUCUAGUACCGGCGACAAGACUGAGUAUCCGAUCGUCAAGUUAGGCGACUUUGGCUGCGCCAUGCGGCAAUCAGAAAUUAGUACUUUGGACCAAGACAAAUAUCCAAAGGCCGAGGAAACACCGCGUAUGGACCCUGCAUACGUGCCACCGGAGGGUCAAUAUGGCACCAAAGCCGUCGAUGUGUAUCAGAUCGGCCGACUAACGUGGUGUGUUGUGCAGAACGUCGUGUCUCCUACCUGUCUGGACGAGAAGGCAAUGCUGCCUGAGAAUUUCGAAACUUCAGAGGAUGCGCCUUACUCACGGGAGCUACGCCGCAUCCUCUAUUCCUGCACGAGGGCCCGCGCUGACCUUCGAAUCGAUUCUCUGCCUCUAUUACGCCUUGUCCGGGAUACGAGGAAACGAUUGAUAUCUGAGAACCGCUUGCCGUUUGUCGAGCUCUACGUAUCUUUUGUUGAGCGCCUUUCUGAGUUCCUUGGAUUCGCCCAUUGA
Messenger RNA from Alternaria triticimaculans, 1107 nucleotides. RefSeq lists its product as uncharacterized. Gene Ontology annotation, molecular function: protein kinase activity; ATP binding. Gene Ontology annotation, biological process: protein phosphorylation. The coding region runs from base 1 to 1107 and encodes 368 amino acids. The transcript has a single exon. NCBI's taxonomy places the organism in Eukaryota, Fungi, Ascomycota, Dothideomycetes, Pleosporales, Pleosporaceae. The record is from RefSeq and is a predicted model, not a curated record.